Porites evermanni is the source of this 4965-nucleotide messenger RNA. The record is from the annotation of a GenBank genome assembly. Lineage: Eukaryota; Metazoa; Cnidaria; Anthozoa; Scleractinia; Poritidae.
AUGUUGGUGACGUAUCAGAACAUUACAAAACAAGCUAUGGCGACGGAGGAAAUCACUGGAAAUAUUGAAAUGGCGGCUGUAAUAACUCCAUCGUCUCACGUACAACUCGCUAAAGAAUGGCUGUACAAACGCAAAACACAGAUGAAGCCAUGGGCAGAGUUUUUUAAAAGUUCCCGAUUCAGCAAGCCAAAAACUAUAGCCGAAGCUGGCAAGAGAGUGAUGAAGAACUUGGAAGACUACCAGAGCAACUACAUUCUGAUAACGAUACUCCUGUUCUUUUACUGCGUGUAAGUUGAUGUUUCGAUCGUUUAUUAUUUGUAGUUUUUAAGAAAAGAAGAUCUCGUUUUCACGUCCUGAAACCGUCUAAAUUCGAGGAGUCUUUUAUUUUACAACAAGCAGAGAGUUCCCCGGCCGUUAUGGUAUAUAUUACAGAUUUUAGGCAACUUUCCGUUGUCUAAACGGUAGCGGUAGAUCGAAAAUUCGGGAAAAAAUAUUAUAUGUAUGCCUUCUGGGUAUGAUUUGUCGUAUGUAAGGUAAUAAAUAUUAUUUUAUUUAACGACGAGCAUUUAGUUCAUCUGAUUGCAUGUCUUCUAAGUGUAUAUGAAAGCUAAGCUUAUAAAUGGUAUUAUGAAUAACGUUUCAUGAAUAUUUUUUUGGGUGAUUUAGUAACAUUAUUAAGGUUAUCCUUCGGAUAUUGACCUUUGAAUUUUUUUAGCCAGGAAAAACUUCUUUCAUGUCGUAGAAAGAUCCCGAUCUUCUUUACCUUUAAGAUCUCAAGUUAAUUCCUAGAAAAAUGCACAGCACAUUCUUUCAAGGAACGUAAUUUACCAUGCCUACUAGAAGUUUGUCAUUCAGGUUUUAGUAGCCCUUACCCAGUUGUUCAAAAGAUGGAUAAUGCUAUCCACUGGUUAAAUCUCUGUUCAGGGGAUAAUGCAGUUGGCUUCCCGAGCACUUAUUUGCUGGAUGGUGAUUUAUCAGAUGUAUAGUGCUAUCCAACAUUUGGAGUAACUGCACAAUACCCGAUCACUUCAAAGCUAUACCCCUAUAACAGUGGGUACAUGGCUAUGCGGCUACGCAGCUAUGCAGGUAACCCUAACCCUAACCCUACGGGGCUACGCAGCUAUGUGCUAUGUGGCUACAGAGCUACGUAGCUGUAGAGGUCUGCGUGGCUAAAGAAAAAAGAUGUAUCUGGCUACAUAGGAGACUACGUAGCUGUGUAGCCGCAUGGCCACUGUUAUAGGGGUAUAGCUUUGAAGUGGCCGGGUAUUCUGCAGUUAAGCUCAACAUUUAAACAGUCAACUAGGUUUCUGUUUGUCAUAAAAAUCCCAGUUGAUCUGAGAAUAUUGUUUUUCUCAACCUUCCCUGAUUUGCUAACAGAAAAAGCUUCAACGUCUGUCUUACAGUCUAGCCCUGCUAUUGCAGACAUCCCUGUGUGACUUAGCCUGUAAAGAGGCUCUCAAGUGGAGUAGAUCUACAUGAGAGAGGGAAAAAGGCCCCAUGCUCGGCUUGCACUGCUUGCCAAUUGUCUUUUUUGCCUCAGGGCUGUCACUAAGUGCCGGAGGCCAGGGAUUUCUCCCUGCCACUGUGGGUAUAACCACCAGCUACUUUCAUAGGGAACAAAAGGAAAAUAAAACCAAAAGGACAUUCUAGUUGUUCAAUGACUCGCCUGCUAAUUUCAUAUACCCAGCAACUUGAAAUCUUAGUGAUAACAGCCUUGUUGCCAUGCUCCGCUAUGUUUGACUGUGAGUCAAUGCCUUUAACAGUGACAGUCCAUAAUAAUAGUGGUUUAUCCAGAGGGAGGUACUCCCUUAUAUAAGCCAUAAAGGUAUGUGCCUCCCCAAAGGGUAGGGGUUUUGCAGUGUUUUGGUCUGAAAACAGGUAUAGACUUUGCUCGUUUUGGUCUGGAAUCAGGUACGGCUUGAGUGUAUGACCAUAUAUAUUGUUUCAAUUUCAAAUGAGUAAGAAAAGAAGAGACAUGUGCAAAUGUCGAAAUAGAUUUUGUUGCUGUUCUAAUCUAAAUAAUGAUGACAUAAUUUCUUAGAGUCCAGGUAUGAAAAUGGGUGUGAAAAAUGACUUUUUUGUCUGAAAUAGGGUCUGGAUGUGGAUAAACGGGCGGCACACUCCCACCAAGAAGGGGAAUGGGGAGGGGGUAUUUACACUCACACAUCUAUGAUCAUAACUUACCAUAUGGACUUAAGAAUAAAAGUUUGGGAGAUAUUUAUAAUUUCUCUCUAGGCUGUUUGAACAGGCAUGAAAGCCAGUCACACAGUAGAAAUCAUUUUAUCCUAUCACGGGGUAACUGUUCAAACUGAGAUAUUAUAUUAACUACGCUUACUGUAUAGUGAAACAGAAAGUUAGCUCUGUAAGAUUUGUUUGGAAUUUUCCAUCAUACACCUUAGGAAACAUAAGAUCAUUUUCUCACCUUUUGUUCCAGAAAAAUUUAUAUCCAUAAUCCCCCUAAAGAAGGUUUUUUUUCCUUGAAAUCUACCCCUCCCUCUGGAAAAAACAGAUCAUUAAGACCCCCUUCCUCUUGAAAAUUGCAAUGAUUGUAAGGUGGAUGUGGUUAUUUGUUGGAACCACACAAUAAUGCAUUGUAAUCAUUCUUUUUAUUGUAGGCUCACAUCUCCAUUGCUGCUCAUUGCAUUAUCAGUUGCAGGGGGUGGCUGUUUAUUUAUAUCAUAUAAAAACCAAGGAAAAAAGAUCCAAGUUCUAGGUGGGAAGCUAAUAGUAAUUUAUGACGUUAUCUAUUGCACACUUAGCAACUCUCCUGAAUUAACUUGCAAUUUUCUAGAUAAUAUAGUAACCUUUCUGCUCUUCUGUAUGGGACGGCGACUCUCACAGACUAAAAAGCAUCUCUGUUUGAACUUUACUGUGAACGUUAGGCUGAAAAAUUAACUCUAACUUCUCUGAAAUUCCUAAAAUUUGGUUAAAGUUCAGGUGUAAAAUUUGGAGGGUGGGAUGGCUGGAUUGGUUGUGUUCCAGGGCUGGUGUGGGGAUACCUUGAGGUCAGGCUGAUGGGAGGUAGUAACACAUGUUUUGAAAUAUAAUAAUUUAAUGAAAGUUUUGUAGUUGGUGUAAUUGAUUUUGUGGCCCUAUAGGUCGUGAAUUGAGUCGAGUGGAGCAGUAUGGUCUUGUAAUUUUGAUCAGCCUUCCUCUCUUUAUUUUGGCCUCUGCGGGAUCAACAGUGUUUUGGAUUAUAGGUGAGUAAGAAUGUUGUAAGUUUUCAUAUUUCUCUCUGUAGUAAAAUUUUAUUUCUAAACUAAAGGCAGUUAUAUUAUGUGGUAAUAGGCUCCAAGUUCCCCCAGGCCGCUGUAUUAAAGGGAACCUCCACUCUUACUACAGAAUAAGUUUAAAUCGAAUAAAAUUAUGUUGAUAAACAAAUUUGUGCGAAAUUUGUCCUUAAAAAAAGCGUUUACAUCAGGAAAAGUGAAUUUUAAAAUCGCUUAUUUUCAGUUUCAAAUUUCGCGGGCGCCGCCAUCUUGAAUAAUUGUGACGUGUUAUGGUUGCUCUAUUGUUCUGACACAAAGAGCUUUUGUUUAAGAACAACAGGGCAACCGUAACACGUCACAAUUAUUCAAGAUGGGGACGCCCGCAAAAUUUGAAAACAAAAAUAGCCGAAUCUAAAAGUUAUUUCUUUCGGAUACAAACGCUUUCUUUAAAAAUAUUUUAGAUUGACUUGACUGUAACAGUUAUUUCCUGUGAUUUAAAGUUAUCUUUUUGUUGAAGUGGAGGUUCCCUUUAAAACAAGGUUAAGUACUUAGCAUUUGAUAUGAAAAUGAUUUUUCAACCUCAUGCAAAUAAAACUCUUUGCAAGAAGGAUUGUGCACUUGGCUUCAUUUUGAAAGUGAGGGUUUUUGAAACUUGGAAGUGGCGAAUUCUUAACUUCUUUAAAGUUUGAGCCAUCUCUUGACCAACCCCAAGGGCAUGGCUCAAGGACUGCAGAAGAGUUUUUAUUCGUUCUUGCCAUUCUCAGACUCAGAAGUUAGAAUCGCCCUGUACAGUGUAGUAAACAGUACCACAGGAAAGUACUACUCAGUAGCUUUUAUUUGAAUGGCCACACAUUGAAUUUAAUUUACGGUUAUAACUGUGAUGUGAAGUAUAUGAAAUAAUUCAUAAUUCAAUAAUUCUGUGUUUUAUAAAUUAUAUGCCCUCUAAUAGUAAAGGUUGACAGGUCAUUUUUUUUUUUAUCAGGUGCGUCAUUCUUUAUUAUUGGCCUCCACGCGUCACUCUUGAGCACCUUCGACACUCCUGAAAUAACAGAAGAACUGACCAUGGAAGAAGUUUAGAUUUGUCUUAGUUUCAAGUUGCUUAACAUGUAACACUGAUAACACCACUGGUUUUGAAUCAUAAUGGACAGACACUUAAAUAUGAAUGUUUUGGUUCAAAUUUUAUAUCCCCUCGAAUCUGGGUCUUGUGAACAUAUGUAAGAUUAUAGUGAUAGACAAAGUACAGAGGAAAAUAAUACCAAACAAAACAACUGCGACAAAAAGUCAGCCACAUAGUCGUAGAUUUUUCAAAUAGGGAUGGUGAAACUUCUGUAAUAUGUACUGCAAGUAUUUAAGUAAUAAGUUUCUUCACUGUUGUGCUGCUUUAACAGACAGUUUCAGUUAUUUUUGUAUGACUGUUAACUCUGUAAAACCUUGAUCUAAAUCUUUAAUAUUGUACCUCCCUAAUAGUGCAAAUCAAUGCACAUAAAAACCGCUUGUUAAGGUUAUUUAGGUCAAGGUUUUACAGAAUUUACUACAGUCAUACAAAAAUACUUUGUGUCUGUUUGUAUGCACAAUAAUGCGCUAAACUUAGUGCAAUUAGAAUGAUGCAAUGAGGGUGUAUGAUAUAAAAUAAAGUUAUGAUGACACCUCUGGACAUACUUGCUAAGAAUCAUCCUGACAAACAUAAAUCCAGAUUAUAUCGCCUAAAUUGCGAUGGAACUCCUAAGAAACCACAGGAAGCCCAAAGAUUAGUGUG